This is a messenger RNA of Arabis nemorensis, 1272 nucleotides long. The record is from the annotation of a GenBank genome assembly. Lineage: Eukaryota; Viridiplantae; Streptophyta; Magnoliopsida; Brassicales; Brassicaceae.
AUGGCGAAACUAAACCCUAACUUCAUCUCUCUGAUUCUUCUCGGUCUCGUCGCGAUCGCCACUGCUGAAGUUAUAUUUGAGGAACGAUUCGAUGAUGGAUGGGAGAACAGAUGGGUAAAAUCCGACUGGAAGAAGGAUGAGAACACUGCUGGGGAAUGGAACCACACGUCUGGCAAUUGGUCUGGUGACGCUAACGACAAAGGUAUCCAGACUAGCGAGGAUUACAGAUUCUAUGCCAUAUCAGCUGAAUACCCUGAGUUCAGCAACAAGGACAAGACCCUCGUCUUCCAGUUCUCUGUCAAGCACGAGCAGAAGCUUGACUGUGGUGGUGGCUACAUGAAGCUGCUCAGUGGUGAUGUUGACCAGAAGAAAUUCGGUGGAGACACUCCUUACAGCAUCAUGUUUGGCCCCGAUAUCUGUGGCUACAGCACUAAGAAAGUGCAUGCUAUCCUUACCUACAAUGGAACGAACCAUCUGAUCAAGAAGGAGGUCCCAUGUGAAACUGACCAGCUCACCCAUGUGUACACAUUUGUCCUCCGCCCAGAUGCUACUUACAGUAUUCUGAUUGACAACGUUGAGAAGCAAACUGGUAGCCUAUACUCUGACUGGGAUCUUCUCCCAGCAAAGAAGAUCAAGGAUCCAAGCGCCAAGAAGCCUGAGGACUGGGACGACAAAGAAUACAUUGAUGAUCCCGAAGACAAAAAGCCAGAGGGAUACGAUGACAUCCCAAAGGAGAUCCCAGACACUGAUGCGACAAAGCCUGAGGACUGGGAUGAAGAAGAAGAUGGUGAGUGGACUGCCCCUACCAUUCCUAACCCUGAGUACAAUGGUGAAUGGAAGCCCAAGAAAAUCAAGAACCCUAACUACAAGGGCAAAUGGAAGGCUCCAAUGAUUGACAACCCUGACUUCAAGGAUGACCCUGAACUCUAUGUCUUCCCCAAAUUGAAGUAUGUGGGAGUGGAGUUGUGGCAGGUGAAAUCGGGAUCCUUGUUUGACAAUGUCUUGAUCUGUGAUGACCCAGAGUACGCAAAGAAGUUGGCCGAGGAAACCUGGGGAAAGCUCAAGGAUGCGGAGAAAGCAGCAUUCGACGAAGCUGAGAAGAAGAGAGAGGAAGAGGAAUCAAAGGACGCUCCUGCUGCUGAUUCAGACGCUGAGGAUGAAGCAGAGGAUGAAGACAACAAUGAAGGAGAUGACUCCGACAAUGAAUCAAAGGCUGAGGAAAGCAAGGAAACCUCAGACAAGGAUGGUGCCGCCGCCCAUGACGAGCUCUAA